CUUCUUCCUUCUUGCUCUGGACUCCACACAGAUUGACCCGGAGCCCCCAGGUUUCUUGGGUGUUGUCCCCUUCCUAAGUCAUGGGAGCGGCCUCUUCCUUGGGUAGGUGUGGCCAUGCUGAAGGACCUGGAGGGUCACGUUCAAACUCAGCCUCUGGAUCCAGCCCUCAGAGGAGUCCUGGAGAUAGGCCCUCCCCUCCCAGUGCCGGUUGUGUGCAGGUCUGUGGGCCAGAGACUGAGACCAGCGGGACAGGUCCAGCAAACUCUGCCCUGUUUCCUGCUGAGAUCUUAGCUCCCAGGUCCAGCUCCAGCCCCCCUCCGAAGCCUGGACUGUCUUUGCCUUGUCCUCCACCUCCAUAAUGGGACACUCCCCACUCUCUGGUGAUUCAGGCUCCUGGGCAUAGGAAGGUGACUGGGGUGAGACAGCCUCUGGGGAGUGACUGCCCGAGCUCAAUGGGCCAGGGGACCUUUCUUGGCUCCUUUGUCUGCCACCAGUUCAUCUCAUGGAGAGGUCAUCUGCCCCUAGAGCCCUUUUCCAGCAUCUCCUAAGCAGGGGCGUGUGUAGGGGGCUGGAGGGUCUCGUGGCUCUGGCUGUUCCUUGUUUGCCUUGGGGCUGGACUAGCGAUGGGGAAGCAGUAGGUCUGGCUUCCCUUGGAUGGUGAUCCUUCCCUCCCCCUUCACCCUCCAGAGCUCACUGAUGGAGACACCUCUUGAGAAGGCCCUGACCACUAUGGUCACCACUUUCCAUAAAUAUUCGGGGAGAGAAGGCAGCAAACUGACCCUGAGCAGGAGGGAACUAAAGGAGCUGAUCAGGAAGGAGCUGUGUCUUGGAGAGAUGAAGGAGACCAGCAUUGAUGACCUGAUGAAGAGCUUGGACAAGAACAGUGACCAGGAAAUCGACUUUAAGGAGUACUCGGUGUUCCUUACCACACUGUGCAUGGCCUACAACGACUUCUUCCUGGAGGAUAGUAAAUGACCAGGGCUCAGCCCCUUCCCCCUGGUCUCCGCAGCCCCUCUCACAGCCCCUCUCUGGCCCCUAGCCCUCACCUCCCUUCUGGAUGGACCCUGCUUCCGCCUUCCCUUCCAGCAGGGCAAAUAAAG
Messenger RNA from Lutra lutra (Eurasian river otter), 1100 nucleotides. RefSeq names its product S100 calcium binding protein A5 (gene S100A5). Gene Ontology annotation, molecular function: transition metal ion binding; calcium ion binding. The record is from RefSeq and is a predicted model, not a curated record. Gene Ontology annotation, cellular component: nucleus; cytoplasm. Lineage: Eukaryota; Metazoa; Chordata; Mammalia; Carnivora; Mustelidae. Bases 655 to 975 code for a protein of 106 amino acids. The transcript is spliced from 2 exons.